GUAGAUUUUGCAAUUAUGAUUCUGCUCCUCUAGGGAGAAUUUGGCUUUUUUGGAAGUCCCAUGUAACUAUAAGGAUAUCUAGUUCUAAUCAUCAGGCUAUACACUGUCAUGUGGUUGACAAUAUUACUAAGAGGUACAUGUUUGCUAGUUUUGUGUAUGCUGAUAAUUCUCCUGAUCAAAGGAGACAAUUAUGGGAUGAGUUAGUUGCUUUAAGCAGGGUGCUACCUAAAGUGCCUUGGAUUCUAGGAGGUGACUUUAAUGAAGUUAGAUAUCUGCAAGAGAGGUCUGAUUGGAUCCAAAACAUGCGCUUCUCCAAAGAUUCUAUAUUGUUUAAUGACAGGUUGAAUGAAGUUGAACUUUCUGAUCUUCCUGCUUUUGGGCCUAAAUUUACAUGGUCGAACAAGAGAAUAGAGGGACUCAUUGUUAAAAAGCUUGACAGGUUAUUAGUCAACAACACUUGGGUUAGCACUUGUCCAAGAACUAGAGCAAAGUUUCUUCCUCCUGACAUCUCAGACCAUUGUGCUGGGUCUAUAACUAUAAUGGAAGUGGCAACCCAAAAUACCAGAAAACCUUUCAAAAUUUUCAAUUUUUGGACAAAGAAUGAAAGGUUUCUAAACAUUGUCCAGGAGGUUUGGUCAUCUGUCACAGUUUCAGGAUGCUACAUGUUUCAACUUUGUAAAAAGUUGAAGGCUCUUAAGGCCCCUCUACGACAGCUUAAUAAGGAUUGUUACAGUGACUUGCAAGGAAGGAUUCAACAAGAGACUUCAAAGCUAUAUGCUAUCCAAAUUGAUUUGUUAGCUAGUCCUCAUGAAGAUUUGGUUUUGGUGGAACAAGAACAAGCUAGGAAGGUGGCAGAGUUAUCACUUGCUGAAGAAGCCUUUCUGAAACAAAAAUCUAGAGUGCACUGGCUACAAGAAGGAGACCAAAAUACUACUUACUUUCAUAAAGUAAUGAAAGUUCGACAAAGUAAGAACCUGAUAAAAGAAUUGCAUACUGAGGAUGAUAAAAUACUCACUGAGCAUGAGGAUAUUGCAAAUGAAGCUAUUGGUUUUACCAAGCUCUUCUAGGGAGUGGGGAUCCUUAUUGCAUUGGAGGGGAUCUUGAUCAGUUGAAAGCUCUCUUUGACUUCCAACUUUUUGAAGCAACUCGAGAAGCACUAAUUCAGCCAGUUACAGCAGAAGAAUGCAAAUUAGUUAUUUUCAGUAGCCCAAAUAACAAGAGCCCUGGACCAGAUGGGUAUACUGUUGAGUUCUAUAAAAGUGCUUGGAGCAU
Molecule: messenger RNA, 1272 nt
Organism: Rubroshorea leprosula
Lineage: Eukaryota; Viridiplantae; Streptophyta; Magnoliopsida; Malvales; Dipterocarpaceae
Source: the annotation of a GenBank genome assembly